AUGCGCAACUACGGCUUCUUCGUUUCCGUCUGCCUCGUUGCCUCUGCGGCCGGCACCGCUGCUAAGGGAGUUUGGGCCACACCACACGACAGCUACUCGUCCUCCGUUGGCGUUCUAGGCUGUAAGAUCAACACUAACCGUGUCGCGUACUGGCCUGGCUCUGUCGACUGCGACAACUUCUGCGUCAAGCUUACAUAUGAGGGUCGCUCCGUGCAUCUGCUGCGCAUCGACCAGUCUGGAGGCGCAUACGACAUCAGCUACGAUGCCUGGGUCUAUCUACAGACAGGCGAGUCGGCUACCGCUGACCCUAUCUCUGGAGGGACUGUUGCGAUGGAGUACGAGGAGGUAGAUGCAUCUGAAUGCGCCGACCUCAUCCACACCGAUGGCGCCAAAGUGCCGCUCAGCGCAUCCAACAGCAUGAACUUCUUGACCAGCUGCCUUGCUCAGCCUGACAGCUAUAUUGCAAAGAACCACGUGCUCUACAAUAUCUGCGACGCCAUCUGCUCCCUAGGCUAUGACGAAGAGUGUACCCUCGAUUUGGCUACCAGCAACCAGCCCAGCUGCCCUCACACACUUGGCCUAACCAGCAAGCUGACUAGCGCUCAUGUCUACAACAUCGCAUACCAGACUGGCGAGACCACUGACGCUAGCACUGGCGAAGUCGUGACUGCCGUCGAUAGCGGUUCUAGUAGCGACUCUGAUUCCGGUUCGGAUUCAGAUUCAGAUUCUGAUGAUACUUCGGGUUCUGAUAGUGGAUCAACUACCGAAGUUGCCAUCACCUCGAGUGCUAGCCCAAGUGCGACUCCAGGCGUGUUCUUCGAAGUCAGCACGACCACAACAACGACGCCUACAGUCCAGACCACCACUUCGGUCUCGACUGAAGCACCCACGACUCUGUACUCCGUCGUCGCCGCUAGCACUGAGCAGCCAAAUGUUGUUGAGACAUCAACUUCCGUUACCCCAGAGCCCACAACUGUCGCUACGACCUCAACUGCCAUUUCCAGCCAGACUACUUUCAGCAGCCAGAUCGUCGUAAACACGACUGCGACAAGGGGUGCCACCACACUCUCACUGGUCACAGCCUCCGGCAGCCCAAGCUCUACCAGCAGCAGUCCUUCCAGCUCGCCUACCGUCGAGGUCACGAAUGCCGGACAUGCGCGAACAGUCGUGCCAUCGCUGGUGCUAGCCGCCAGCUUCGUACCUUUCUUGGUGUUUGGCUUGUUUUAG
Phaeoacremonium minimum UCRPA7 is the source of this 1227-nucleotide messenger RNA. RefSeq lists its product as hypothetical. The transcript has a single exon. The record is from RefSeq and is a predicted model, not a curated record. The coding region runs from base 1 to 1227 and encodes 408 amino acids. NCBI's taxonomy places the organism in Eukaryota, Fungi, Ascomycota, Sordariomycetes, Togniniales, Togniniaceae.